Vicia villosa (hairy vetch) is the source of this 1822-nucleotide messenger RNA. RefSeq names its product NAC domain-containing protein 7-like. The coding region runs from base 452 to 1486 and encodes 344 amino acids. The record is from RefSeq and is a predicted model, not a curated record. Gene Ontology annotation, biological process: regulation of DNA-templated transcription. The transcript is spliced from 5 exons. Gene Ontology annotation, molecular function: DNA binding. Lineage: Eukaryota; Viridiplantae; Streptophyta; Magnoliopsida; Fabales; Fabaceae.
UCACUUUGCUGUCAUUCCUUUCAGUCUCCAUCAGUUGCUGGUAGAGGUGACCAUAUAGAGAGAGUUAACCCUUUCUCUUGCCAUUGCUUCUCUUCCAUUUUUUCUAAUAAAUCUUUUCCUCCAAUUCAGCUAAACCUAGUCCAGCUUGUUUUUGCCAGAAAACAAAGACAAGUAUCAUUAGGGUUUUGUUUUUGUCGUCUUAUAUAAUCAACCCUACUUUCUUUUCCUUUCUCUUCUUCUUGUUCAUCUCUUUCAUGUUUGUGUUUUUUCUUGGGAUCUGAUCCGACAAGAAACAGACAAAAGAAGUUGAAAGGGAGUGAAGUUGAGAGAUAUAUACACAACUCUCAAUCUCAGUUUAUGCAUCAAAUUAUUUUUGGAGGAAGAUCUGUGACUUCACCACCAUAUUUGCAAGCUUUGUGACUUGAUCUGACUAUAAAAAAGAGAUAUACAUAUGGAAACUUUCUCUCACGUUCCCCCAGGUUUUAGGUUCCAUCCCACAGAUGAGGAACUUGUUGAUUACUACCUAAGAAAAAAAAUAGCUUCUAGAAGGAUUGAUCUUGAUGUCAUAAAAGAUGUUGACCUUUACAAAAUUGAACCAUGGGAUCUUGUAGAGCUUUGCAGAAUAGGAGCAGAAGAACAAAAUGAAUGGUAUUUUUUUAGCCAUAAAGAUAAGAAGUAUCCAACUGGGACAAGAACAAAUAGGGCAACUGCAGCUGGAUUUUGGAAAGCAACUGGAAGAGAUAAGGCAAUUUAUAGUAAGCAUGAUUUGAUUGGAAUGAGGAAAACAUUGGUGUUUUAUAAAGGUAGAGCUCCAAAUGGACAAAAAUCAGAUUGGAUAAUGCAUGAGUAUAGGCUUGAAAAUGAUGAAAAUGGUGCACCACAGGAAGAAGGAUGGGUUGUGUGUAGAGUAUUCAAGAAGAGAGUAACAACAACACUUCGCAAAAUGAGUGAACAUGACUCCCCUUGUUGGUAUGAUGAUCAAGUUUCUUUCAUGCAAGACAUGGACUCACCAAAUCAAUCCUCUCAACCAAAUUUAAUUUACCAACAACUUCCAUAUCCUUGCAAAAAAGAGCUAGAUAAUUCACCAUACCAAAACCAUUUUCUUAAUCUCCCUCUUCUAGAGAGUCCAAAGCUUGCUCAACCUAAUCCAAUGGUGACAACAUAUGGUACCAUAGAUCAUACAAAUUCCAUGCUCCCUUCACCAAUGCUACUUCAAGAAGAACAACAUGUCUUGCAAACUAAUCAACAACAAAACCUUCAUGCUAUGUAUGGGAACAACUCCGAUGUCGAUGAUCAAGUUACCGAUUGGAGAGUUCUUGACAAGUUUGUUGCUUCACAACUUAGUCAAGAUGCAACAAAAGACAAUGAUGAUGACAACAUCUUUCAUGGCAAUGUUGAGUUCAGAAAUUUGGAGAAACAAGAAAUGGUGCCUCAUGAAAAUGCUUCAACAUCAAACUCAAGUUGUCCUAUUGAUUUGUGGAAAUAGUGUGAUGGUUUCAUACUAAUUAUAGAGUAAUUUCUAACUAUGAAAUUAAAACAUGCAUGCAAGUAUUGUUUGAAUUCUUGUACAUUAUAAACUUAAUAUGGCCAAAACUAUAUAACAUUUAAUGUGGAGACUCUAUAGCUCCAUAUGGUACCUCUAGAUAGCUUAUAGCAUUGAAUUAAAGUUUUUUGGAAUAUAUUGGUCACAUAGAUCAUUGAAAAAAUAUAUUUCCCUCAAGAUAUGGAAUACUUUGCAGGGUUAUUAUUUCAAUUUACCAUGCAUGAUAAAUUGACCGGGUUGGUUGAUAUAUAUGAUAUGAUACAUGUAUCCAUAUAUGGG